GACCCCACUGGCAGCCACACACUGCACUCACACAGCACAUCCACGCGGACAUGUCAGUCAAUAAAAUCUUCAGGUUGAACCAGUUCCAAAGGAUGCGCGCAUGCAGCCUGCAGCUUCUCUCUAAUAAAGGAUUCUGAUUCUCUGCACCGCGUGCACUGCGCUGCUUCUCGUCGGUCAGCAUGGCACUCAACAUCCCGGGACUCAUCGCCACCAUCGUCUUCUACCUGCUGGUGCUCGGGAUCGGCAUCUGGGCCUCCAUCAAAUCCAAAAGAGAUGGAAGCAGGACGCAGGCAAAUCAUGCAGACAUGGCCCUGCUGGGGAACAGAGACAUCAGCCUGGUAAUGGGAAUCUUCACCACAACCGCUACCUGGGUUGGCGGGACCUUCAUCAUCGGCACAGCUGAGACCGUGUAUGAUCCGAAGUUGGGGCUGAUCUGGGCCGUGAUGCCGUUGGCGGCUUCUUUGGCCUUCAUUGUUGGUGGUCUUUUCUUCGCUGAGCCGAUGAGAGACAGGAAGUACGUGACCAUGAUGGACCCUUUCCAGAUCAAGUACGGAAACAGACUGACUGGACUUCUGUCUGUGGCGCCGCUGAUGUCGGAGAUUAUUUGGGUGACAUCCACUCUGAUAAGCUUGGGAGUAACCAUGAGUGUGAUCCUGGAUUUGUCCUACGCUGUGUGCAUCUGGAUCUCUGCUGCGGUGGCCAUCACCUACACCCUGCUGGGAGGUCUCUACUCUGUGGCCUACACAGACGUCAUACAGCUCACUCUCAUUUUUGUCACCUCGUGGGUGUGCGUCCCAUUCCUCCUCAUGAGCCCCACCUCCGUUGACAUCACCACCACGUCUUUCAACCACACCUUCCAGUCUCCAUGGGUCGGCUCUCUGACUGCAGACAGAGCCUGGAAGUGGCUCGAUAUCUUCUUGCUGCUGAGUAUAGGAGAUCUCGGUUUCCAGGACUUCCACCAGAGGACCUUAUCGGCCUCUUCCUCAGCCACAGCUAAGCUGCGAUGCUACGCUGCAGCAUUUCUCAUACCCACGUUUGGGAUUCCUCCUGUGCUUAUUGGGGCAGUGGCUGCAUCAACGGACUGGAACCUGACUUCGUACGGCUCUCCGUCUCCGUUUGAACGAGGUCAGACGGGUUUGAUUUUACCGCUCUCCCUGCAGCACCUAACCCCGCCCUACAUCUCCGUUGUGGGCAUCGGAGCUGUGGCUGCUGCCGUAAUGUCAUCAACUGAUUCUGCCCUGCUGUCUGCAGCCUCCAUCUUCUCCUCAAACAUCUACACCAAGAUCCUGAGGACCAAGGCAUCAGAGAACGAGAUCCGGUGGGUGAUUCGUAUGUCGGUGGUCGUCUUCGGUCUGGCCGGUACGUCGCUCACCUUCCUGCACACAGGUGUCAUGGCUUUCUGGGUCCUGGGUGGAGAGAUCGCCUACAUCAUGAUGUUCCCGCAGCUGGUCUGCGUGCUUUUCUUCAACAUAUCCAACGGUUACGGUGCCGCUGUGGGCUUCCUGGCUGGGUUUCUUUUAAGACUUUUGAGUGGAGAGCCCUUGGUCGGGCUCCCACCUGCCAUCCAUUUCCCAGGAUGCACCCUUGAAGACGGUGUUUACGUUCAGUAUUCCCCCAUCAGGACCCUCUGUAUGCUGGUUGCCUUUGCAACCAUAUUGCUGGUGUCCUACCUGGCAGCGCUGCUCUUCAACAAAGGACUCAUAUCUGAGAAGUGGGACGUGUUUCAAGUUAAAGUGUUGCCCCCGCCCCAAACACCCAAACCAGCAGAUGGUGCCAGCAGCAAUGAAAACCACAACUCAAAACCUCUGUGUGAGGACGAUGCAGUCUCAGAUCCAAUGUUGGAUUCAAAAUGUUGAAAUUCAC
Cottoperca gobio is the source of this 1863-nucleotide messenger RNA. Its product is annotated as high-affinity choline transporter 1-like. Gene Ontology annotation, cellular component: plasma membrane. The record is from RefSeq and is a predicted model, not a curated record. Gene Ontology annotation, biological process: transmembrane transport; choline transport; acetylcholine biosynthetic process. Gene Ontology annotation, molecular function: choline:sodium symporter activity. Lineage: Eukaryota; Metazoa; Chordata; Actinopteri; Perciformes; Bovichtidae.